AGCGGAGUGGAGGCCGCCGCCGCCGCCGCCGCACUUCCUGGACCGCGCUGCGGUCCGCGGGCAGGUGGCGGGUGGCCCGCCCGCAGUCGCCGGCUCGGGCCGCGCGCGUCUGGGCUCCGGAGGCCGCCUGGCCCGCCGCCCGCUGCCUUUUGUCUGGCGCAGAGCAGGCGUUCGCAUCCCGUUUCCGAUACCUCCUGCUCCUUUAUCCUGCUUCUCCCUCCCGCUCACAUCUUCUCCCCGCCCCCGCCGCCGGCCCCAGCCGGACCGCUGACCUCCUGGACCACAGCCCGAGGACGCCUCUGCCCGAGUGAUGUCUCCUCUCCAGAAAGUUGCGGUCGUCCGCGCCGCCGCCGCCAGGCGCUGAAACAAAGUCUGGCGGGGCUGCCUCGCUGUGCCGGAGCUCACCCGUGCCGGGGCUGGACGCUGCUGUCGGGCGCUCGGUCUCCCCCCGGACCCCGAACCGUGCCUGACCAUGGCGGAGGGCGAGGCCGGCAGGGAGGGUCCGGCGCCUCCUGACGCUGCGGUGAGCGAAGACGACCCCCGAGCGGGCCCGGAUGCUGCCUCCGGGGACACUGCUCCAGCGGCUUCUGGGAGCCGGAUGAGGGACCGUCGCAGCGGGCUCGCUCUGCCCGGUGCCUUGGGGGUCCCAGCGGACAGCGAGGCCGGCCUCCUGGAGGCUGCAAGAGCGACCCCCCGGCGUAGCAGCAUCAUCAAGGAUCCUUCAAACCAAAAAUGCAGUGGAAGAAAGAAAACAGUGUCUUUCAGCAGCAUGCCAUCAGAAAAGAAGAUCAGCAGCGCCAGCGACUGCAUCAGCUUCAUGCAAGCUGGCUGUGAGCUGAAGAAAGUGCGGCCAAAUUCUCGCAUUUACAACCGGUUCUUCACUCUGGACACAGACCUCCAGGCUCUUCGCUGGGAACCUUCCAAGAAAGACCUUGAGAAAGCUAAGCUUGACAUCUCUGCCAUAAAAGAGAUCCGACUGGGGAAGAACACAGAGACCUUUAGAAACAACGGCCUUGCUGACCAGAUCUGUGAAGACUGUGCCUUCUCCAUCCUCCAUGGAGAAAACUAUGAGUCUCUGGACCUCGUUGCCAAUUCAGCAGAUGUAGCAAAUAUCUGGGUAUCCGGGUUACGGUACCUGGUCUCUCGCAGUAAGCAGCCCCUUGAUUUUAUAGAGGGUAAUCAGAACACACCACGGUUUAUGUGGUUGAAAACAGUGUUUGAAGCUGCAGACGUUGAUGGGAACGGGAUUAUGUUGGAAGACACUUCUGUAGAGUUAAUAAAACAACUCAACCCUACCCUGAAGGAAUCCAAGAUCAGAUUAAAGUUUAAAGAAAUCCAGAAGAGCAAGGAAAAAUUAACCACCCGGGUGACAGAAGAGGAAUUUUGUGAAGCUUUUUGUGAACUUUGUACCAGGCCAGAAGUGUAUUUCUUACUUGUGCAGAUAUCUAAAAACAAAGAAUAUCUGGAUGCCAAUGACCUCAUGCUUUUUUUAGAGGCUGAGCAAGGGGUCACUCACAUCACUGAAGAUAUGUGCUUAGACAUCAUUAGGAGAUAUGAGCUCUCUGAGGAGGGCCGUCAGAAAGGGUUUCUUGCAAUUGAUGGCUUCACCCAGUACUUACUGUCUCCAGAAUGUGACAUUUUUGAUCCGGAGCAAAAGAAGGUUGCCCAAGAUAUGACCCAGCCCUUAUCUCACUACUAUAUCAAUGCGUCUCAUAACACAUACCUGAUAGAAGACCAGUUCAGGGGACCGGCUGACAUCAAUGGGUAUGUGAGGGCUUUGAAAAUGGGCUGUCGAAGCAUUGAACUUGAUGUGAGUGACGGCUCAGAUAAUGAACCCAUCCUUUGUAAUAGAAACAACAUGGCUACACACCUCUCCUUUCGAAGUGUUCUAGAGGUGAUAAAUAAAUUUGCCUUUGUUGCUUCAGAGUACCCACUCAUUCUCUGCUUGGGGAAUCACUGUUCCCUAUUGCAACAAAAGGUCAUGGCUCAGCAGAUGAAAAAGGUGUUGGGUAAUAAACUCUACACAGAAGCACCUUUGUCGUCGGAAUCCUACCUCCCCUCACCCGAAAAACUCAAACGAAUGAUCAUUGUGAAAGGAAAGAAACUGCCUUCAGAUCCAGAUCUGUUAGAGGGAGAAGUAACUGAUGAGGACGAAGAGGCAGAGAUGUCCCGGAGGAUGUCAGUGGACUACAACGGUGAACAGAAACACAUUUGGCUCUGUCGGGAGCUCUCUGAUUUGGUGUCCAUUUGUAAAUCUGUUCAGUACAGAGAUUUUGAACUGUCUGUGAAAAGCCAAAACUAUUGGGAAAUUUGUUCAUUUAGUGAAACAGAGGCCAGUCGAAUUGCAAACGAAUACCCAGAGGAUUUUGUAAAUUAUAAUAAGAAGUUCUUAUCAAGGAUCUAUCCCAGUGCCAUGAGAAUCGAUUCCAGUAACUUGAAUCCACAGGACUUCUGGAAUUGCGGCUGUCAGAUUGUGGCGAUGAAUUUUCAGACUCCAGGUCCAAUGAUGGACCUCCACACCGGCUGGUUUCUCCAAAAUGGAGGAUGUGGCUAUGUCCUGAGGCCAUCUAUCAUGCGAGAUGAAGUGUCGUACUUCAGCGCAAAUACAAAGGGCGUUGUACCCGGCGUGUCUCCCUUGACUCUUCACAUCAAGAUCAUCAGUGGUCAGAACUUCCCAAAACCCAAGGGAGCUUGUGCCAAAGGGGAUGUCAUAGACCCGUAUGUUUGUGUAGAGAUACAUGGAAUUCCUGCUGACUGUUCCGAGCAAAGAACUAAAACUGUACAACAAAACAGUGAUAAUCCUAUUUUUGACGAAACCUUUGAGUUUCAAGUCAACCUUCCUGAGCUGGCCAUGAUCCGUUUUGUUGUUCUGGAUGAUGACUAUAUCGGGGAUGAAUUCAUAGGGCAGUACACAAUACCGUUCGAAUGUCUCCAGCCAGGGUAUCGGCACGUUCCCCUGCGCUCCUUUGUGGGUGACGUCAUGGAACAUGUGACCCUUUUUGUCCACAUAGCAAUAACCAAUCGAAGUGGAGGAGGAAAAGGGCAGAAGCGCAGCCUUUCCGUGAGAAUGGGGAAGAAAGUUCGAGAAUACACCAUGCUCAGGAAUAUUGGUCUUAAGACCAUAGAUGAUAUCUUCAAACUAGCGGUCCAUCCCUUACGAGAAGCCAUAGAUAUGAGAGAAAAUAUGCAGAAUGCAAUAGUAUCUGUGAAGGAGCUGUGUGGACUCCCUCCGAUUGCCAGUCUGAAGCAGUGCCUGCUAAGCCUGUCCUCUCGUCUCAUCAACAGUGACAAUUCACCUUCAGUGUCUCUUGUGAUGAAAGACAGCUUUCCUUACCUAGAGCCUCUGGGUGCGAUUCCAGAUGUGCAAAAGAAGAUGCUGGCUGCAUAUGAUCUGAUGAUUCAAGAGAGCCGGAUCCUCAUAGAAAUGGCAGACACAGUCCAGGAAAAGAUUGUUCAGUGUCAGAAAGCAGGGAUGGAGUUCCAUGAAGAACUUCAUAAUCUGGGGCCAAAGGAAGGCUUGAAGGGAAGAAAACUCAACAAGGCAACUGAGAGCUUUGCUUGGAACAUUACAGUAUUAAAGGGACAAGGAGACCUGUUGAAGAGUGCCAAGAACGAAGCUCUAGAGAACAUGAAGCAGAUUCAGCUGGCCUGUUUAUCUUGUGGGCUGAGUAAAGUCCCUAGCAGUGGUGCUGAGACCAAGAGCAAACGCAGCCUGGAAGCAAUAGAGGAGAAGGAAAGCAGUGAGGAGAACGGGAAGCUGUGACCUGGGUGGUGUCAACACGCCGCCUUCCUUGUCAAAGACUCGGUUCCUCAUCCUUGUUUUUUCCUUAACAUUUUUUACAUGUUCACAUCAUCCCUUUUCUGGGGCGUUGGUCAUAGACAGAUAUUUUCACAAUGUCAGUAUUUCCUUGUAGUUAAUUUAUCUAAGUUAAAACCUUUAGUAGCAGUGUUUUAAACUCUAAGAUGUGAGUCUAUACCUAUGUAUGAAUGCCUGUGCGUGUGUGUAUGUGUAAGAGAGAGAGAGAGACAGAGAAAGAGAGUUUCUGUUAAGAUCUAUUCUAUGUUGCAUUACUGGUUUAGUAAGUUAUUCUAUUUUUUAUGAUCAUUUGAGGACAGUUGUUAAUCUUAUAUUUUAAUGAGCACUUACUGUAACCUGUUGCUGUGGUUAGUGUUAUUUCUUUGCCUUUGUCAUUUAAUUUAGAGAUCUUAGCACAGCUUAUUAUUGAAGAAAGCCAAAUUUAUCAAAGUGUAGGUGUUGUGAUAGGUUAAAUAUAGAUUUUAAAACUUCUAAGAAUUACAGUAGAAAUGAAAGUGAAUAAAAGAUUUUUAAAAGUCAAUUCUGGAAAGAUCAACAAAUUCAUUUCUUCAGUUAGUAAAGUUUUUAAAAUCAAAUAUUAGGACAUUUUCUGUAAUUGUUUACUAAACAAUUGAUUUCAGUAGAAAAGCUGACCACAGUGAAUUUAUAACUGCCGGGAGGUGUACCCGAAGCGUACCGAAAACUCAGUUGUAGCUAGGGUUUUUGAUGUGACAAGAACAUUUAGUUAUGGGAUUUCAGGAUUUUCAGGGCUUGCCUCAUGUUUCUGAAGUGGGAGUCUGGGAUUCACUCUCUCAUAACAGAAGUGGACACCUGAAAGUCUUGGCUUGAAUUGGAUUCAAUAUAGAACACUAAAUUUAAAUUUAAAGACAUCGUUCAAAUAAUGUCAUAUCAUGUUGAGCUGAUGUAAGUUCUGUAGGUCAGAUGACAACUUUAUAAUGAUUAAGAACUAAUUGAUUAGAAAGCAUGUAUAGUAUAAUUUUAACACAUAAGUCACCAAAAGGAAACAAAUGAGCAAUUAGGGUACAUUUAUAAUUGUAGAUAAUUUUUACCCUAAUGUCUUCAGAAAAUACUUAAAUGUAAUGUUCCUUCAUUACCUCCAACAGAACUAAAUGUUCUAUGGUUAUGAAAGAAUAUAUUUAUUCAAAACAUUGCUUUUAUUUUGAAAAGCUUCUUAAUUAAUUUGGUUAACAAAUAUGCUAAUUUGGGGAGCCUAGAGAAGAUAAUUGUUGAAAUUUUGCAAAUAUAUAUGUCUUCUAUAGCUACUAUGUUAUUUCUGACUUCUUAACACUAUUAUGUUCAUGUUGCAUAUUGUUGAAAGAGUAAAGAUAUAAAAAAUACAUUUCUGGUUCUCUUUUC
Nannospalax galili (Upper Galilee mountains blind mole rat) is the source of this 5173-nucleotide messenger RNA. It is a transcript of the gene Plcl1, whose product is annotated as phospholipase C like 1 (inactive). Lineage: Eukaryota; Metazoa; Chordata; Mammalia; Rodentia; Spalacidae. The transcript is spliced from 6 exons. The coding region runs from base 473 to 3763 and encodes 1096 amino acids. Gene Ontology annotation, molecular function: phosphatidylinositol-4,5-bisphosphate phospholipase C activity. The record is from RefSeq and is a predicted model, not a curated record. Gene Ontology annotation, biological process: lipid metabolic process; intracellular signal transduction.